GGCUGCUCGGGAAUCCUGCGAUAGGCCUCCCGAAGACGAUCCCUCUUUCAAACCCUAGGUUUUCGAAUCCAUACUCUGCAACAAGAACCCUAAAUUCAAUCGGUUCCUUUUCGAUUUCUUACAGCAAGAAGCGCUUAAGAUGCACAGCUUGUCGACGAAGAAGCACGGUCCGGAUCAACCGGACAUAGUUGGGCCCACGCCGAAAUCACAGCGGUCGAAAAUGGUCAAAUCUACGGAAGAUGGUGAGAAGAAGAAUUUGAAUAAAAGGCUCAAAGAUGUUGAAAUCAGUGUUCCAAUAGUGUAUGGUAACAUCGCAUUUUGGCUUGGUAAAAAGGCAAGCGAGUAUCAGUCCCAUAAGUGGACUGUUUAUGUUCGGUCUCCAACAAAUGAGGAUCUGGGUGUAGUGAUAAAGCGUGCCGUGUUUCAAUUGCAUUCAAGUUUCAAUAAUCCCACAAGGGUUGUGGAGUCACCACCAUUUGAGUUGUCGGAAGCGGGAUGGGGUGAAUUUGAAAUCGCUAUUACGCUUUAUUUCCAGAGUGAUGUUUGUGAUAAGCUAUUGAACUUAUAUCAUCAUUUAAAGUUGUACCCAGAGGAUGAAUCUGGACCCAUGUCGGCAAAGAAACCCGUUGUUGUAGAAUCCUAUGAUGAAAUUGUUUUCUCCGAGCCUUCAGAAGGUUUCUUUGCUCGUGUGCAGAAUCAUCCAGCCGUUAUUGUGCCCAGGCUACCUGCUGGUUUUAGUUUACCACCACCUGUACCUCUGGAGGAUGUAAAUGAAAAGAAGAGGUUUGACUCAAAAGACAAUCCUCUAAACCAGUGGUUCAAGAAUUUUUCAGAAGCAGAUGAACUACUACAACUUGCAGCAGCUCGGCAGCAGGUGCAAGCUCAUAUCGCUAAACUCAGAAGACAGAUAAGUGUAAUUGAUGGGCAGCAUCAACAGUUGAAACCCACAUCUGACCAGUGAAUUUACAGCGUUCCUACAAAUAUUGAGACUUCUAAUUGGUUUUGAUGAUGGAGAUCCAUGAUCACCUAAGAAUGUAAUGAUAUGUAUUUAUUCGGCCCUGAAAAGUUUGUCCUCUUUUCCAUUUUAUCUUCUUUUCUGUAUUUUUUUUCCUUCUCUAGAAAGCUGAAUGAUAAUGCUGCUCUGCAUCCAACUGUAAAAGGAAAAGGAAUAUAUUGUAGUUGGUUAAAAGGUCAAAACUGGUUUUACUUUAUCUUAUGAACUGUCUGCUGGGUUGAUUGAAUAGAAACCCUUUUGUUUUUUUA
Messenger RNA from Vitis riparia (riverbank grape), 1263 nucleotides. Its product is annotated as transcription initiation factor TFIID subunit 14b-like. The record is from RefSeq and is a predicted model, not a curated record. The transcript has 6 exons. Gene Ontology annotation, biological process: regulation of DNA-templated transcription. NCBI's taxonomy places the organism in Eukaryota, Viridiplantae, Streptophyta, Magnoliopsida, Vitales, Vitaceae. The coding region runs from base 140 to 961 and encodes 273 amino acids.